Messenger RNA from Acanthosepion pharaonis, 885 nucleotides. Lineage: Eukaryota; Metazoa; Mollusca; Cephalopoda; Sepiida; Sepiidae. The record is from the annotation of a GenBank genome assembly.
AUGGAGGAGAUUCACAAAGAAUUAUCUGAGAUGACUUUUGAAGAAUUGCAAAAAUUUAAAGACAAAGUUGGAAUUAAUAUGUUCAACAAAAUUUAUCACAAAUCUGGAAAAGCAAAGAAGAAAAAAUUUCAAAGAGAAAACAAAAACAGACCAAUGGAAAUGUCCUCCAAGAAACCAGUUUCCAGGCAUAGGAAUGUGAUACCUGUCCCCAAAAAAAUAAUUCGAGAUCCGCGUUUUGAUAACCUAUCAGGAGAAUAUAAUGAACAAUUUUUCCAGAAGGCUUACUCCUUUAUUGAUGAUGUUAAGGAAAAAGAAAAAAGGAUUUUGAAGAAAAAACUAAAGAAAACUAAAGAUCCUAAGAAGCAAGAAAAACUCCAUUAUAUUCUUACACGAAUGGAACAACAAAAGUUGGCAUCAGAACAAGACAAGAAACAAAAGACUUUGGAACACAAAUGGCGAUCUGAAGAGAAAGAAAUGAUUCAACAAGGGAAGAAACCAUAUUUCUUGAAAAAAUCGGACAAGAAACUUCUGGAGAUUGUUGAGAAAUACAAAGAACUGAAAGAAAAAAGCAAAGCCACGUGUCCUUAUUUCUCAGAGUUGGCUUCAACGAUGCCGAGUAUCUUCGGACAGAUCGAAGCAGUUGAAAAAGGCAUAAAAGCUUGUCGGACACACAUAGAACGAAUCGACAAGUCUCUAAGAGAGAAACACCUCACAGAUGAAGAAAGGUUAAGUUUUCUUGAUUGCCAAGACAGAUUGCGGAACCAGAUAAAGAAACAUGAAAAGGAGUUAAAAGCCCUUCGCUAUGAAAAUCUAAAAAGCAUGAUACUUGCUGUUAUUUUCUUUUGUAUCCUCUGCGUCAUAUAUGCCAUCAUCCACAUUAGAUGA